Molecule: messenger RNA, 6738 nt
Organism: Lentinula edodes (shiitake mushroom)
Lineage: Eukaryota; Fungi; Basidiomycota; Agaricomycetes; Agaricales; Omphalotaceae
Exons: 30
Coding region: 1-6738 (2245 amino acids)
Molecular function (GO): oxidoreductase activity
Source: RefSeq, a predicted model, not a curated record
AUGGACAUUCGUGGCAAGGGUGACGACGAUAGGAAUAUAGAAAAACACUACUUGGAACGGAAGGGUGGAAUGUGUGAGGCUUUCGAUACCGCCAUGGGUGUUGAAGAGGGCCAGGGUGGUGAACCUUCUGCCCGUGCGCUUACGAAGACCAAGAGAGUCCACGACGCUAAAAAUCCUUAUCCAGCUCCUCUGACUGUUGCCCGCGAAUUUCUCCAAGUCAAACUCAAUAUCGAGGGUUCUGGAAUCACCUACCAACGUGGAGACCAUGUCGGUGUCUGGCUAUCCAACUCUGAACUCGAGGUCGACCGUCUUCUCGCUCUCGGUCUCUACGACAAAAGGGACAAGGCCAUCAGCCUUGACUCGUUGGACCUUGCCUCGUCAAAGUUCCUUCCCCCCCCCACUACCUCUGCCACAGUCAUUCGCCACGACAUCAACAUCAGCACUCUUGCUGGUCAUCAAAUGCUUGGCAUGUUCACCAAAUUCGCCCCAAAUGCCCAAACUGAGGGGGUUUUAAAGGAGUUUAACACCAACAAGGAAGUCUACCAUGAGAUCGUCGUCAAUGACUGCUUAAAAGCUGGCGAGGUUCUGCAGUUGCCGGUUCCUCCGAAGGAGGACCGAAACGGCUGCGACAACCCAGCGGACACAUCUAUGAAGCAAGUGCUUCCGGAUCGCCCCAAACUAAAGCAUACUCUAAUCAAAGCCGAGACUCCCCUUACAUCAGCUAAAAUCUCGAAAAUGCCGCACCAGCUCGAUUUCAAACUUCAAGUCAAAAUGCAGUACAAGUACCAGGCUGAUGGAGACAAGAAAUUGAGGCAGGACGCGGAGAGCAAGAAGAUAGAAAGUGAGAAGAAAAUACAGCUUCUUCCAUUGGCUCAAAGACGGUACAAAAAUCUGCAUUUUUUGGACGAUGCCCUCGCCAAGGAAGAGGAAGAACCUAACAGUACAAGAAUCGAAGGAAAAUGGAAAGAAACCCUCCGAGCAAAACCUACUCUCUCAGUCACUGUUCAAGGCGCCAGAGAGCUAGACCAUGCACCCAUCAUAACUCGAUUUCGUUCAUCGAAAAACCAAGUCGUUGAAACCUCCGCAAACGAAGUCGAAAUUGCUGUUUACGACAAGCAGGUCGGUGGAACACAUGCGGUUCCUAUAAGUCUAUUAUGGAUCCGCAUCAGUGAUCUUGUCGAAGCUUUGAGAAGGCAAAAGGUAUUUAUGGAGAGCGGACAAGGUGGCUGGGUUCCUGCUGGCGCUAUGCAUGGUGAUGCUGGUCAUUCAAACUCGGCGGACCUGAACAUCCCUCUCAGCUUUGGCGCUGCUCCUCCUGGUGGCUUUGGUCCUCAGGGACGCAUGGGAGAUGGUAUACCACAGCAACCAUCCGAAGGUAUCGAGGCAUGGUUUGCAGUCGAGCCUGCAGGUGCUAUUCUCUUGCACUUAGAACUUUGGUGGGUCGUUAAGGCAUUCCAUGCGCACCUCGUUCCGGGCUUUUGUGGCUUACUGGACUCGUAUUCACCCUCGCUACCCGGCUAUAUAAGCUGCAGAGGCUACGGUAGCCUUUGGAUGGUUCGCUCACCGACCCCUGCAUCCUCAAAUUCACCUCUGCCCUCGGCAUCCCCAAUUUCAACAUACUUUCAGAAGGAAAGAAGGACAGAUGAUGAGCUGGAGACUUUAUAUGAUGAGAUCUGGAUAGGAAAUGGCGCUAGAGGGUUGAGAAACUUCGAGAACGCACCAGGCGUUGAGGCGAUGGCUAUGGAGCAAGCCCGAGCUCCCCUAAAUUCGACUUCUUUGUGGAUUCGCAACUCCAUCGUCCAUACCCCGACCUCCCUCGCUUCCAGGUUCAUCUCUAGCGUAUUCACCUACUCUGAGGAGUUCAUGUCCUCUGCAUUUGCCUCCCGGCUCCGACAGCUGGAGCACUCCCACUCUGGAUUCGCCAUCAUCAGCACGAGGGCAUCAGCUAUCUACCGCUCCAGGAGCUUCCAGUGUAGCAAGCCCAGCAUUUUCGAAUAUUUCUCCGGCGGCGUGUUUCGAAUCGAUAAUGAUAAUUACUACCUCCAUUCUGGUGACGACGAAUGGCUCAACACUAUAUGGCUGAACUACACCUUGGCCGUAACUUUCAUCGAGGGUAAGGUUGACAACUCCGGCCUCCCGAACGUGAAUGGGCUAAGAGAUUGGGUUCUCAUAAUAGCGACUUAUAUCCUAUGCCCGCCACACCACUCUCUCCCUCGCCUAUUCUGCGAACGUCUCUGCCUUCAACCCACAUUCAACUCCGCCUUUUGGAUGCCUAAGGUUGGAAUGUACAGGGACAACACUUCGAAAACCCUCACUCCGCAGGAUGGAAACUCAUCAGCGGUCUUGUUCAACGUGGCGUUGAAUGAUACUUGGAAGGGGUUGGUUAACGAGGGCCUAGAGAAAAACUUGGACCUAGGAGUCGCUGCUCUGGAUACCGACUCUUUCAUAGCUGCAAGCACACUAUGUCACAGGAUGGGGAAUGCGGAGAAAGAGGAGAGGGAGGAGCAGAGUGAACAGAGCGGGCCGAAUAUGAGGAGGCAAGUGAUCGUAUCAUUGGCAAAGAAGGAAAGGAAGGCAAUGACGCGAAGGAGGGAACCGGCGGCGUCGUUGGUUCUGGUGCGGAGAAUUUCUAUGAGUUCUAUUCUCGGUGUCAACAUCGGGGCAGCAAGAGCAGUCGGUGGUCUUUUUUUAAUGCUCGCGGAGGUGGUAUGGUUUGAGGCUGGAAAACUGAACAACAGCAACGUAAAGAGAGAGAAUGCAGCAAUGAAGCCUACACCACCCAACAGUAGUUAUAGGAUGAAAUGCCCUAGAGCGGACGCUGAAGUUGCUGCCCUUUGUUACACACCAUCAAAAUGGUUGCUGGCCCAUGAGGAACGUGGCCUGCCAGCUCUGGCUCUGGGUUCUGGUGUCAUUCAUGACCAACGACUCGCUCAGGGAGAGCAUUUGCCGACUGGACUGGACUUCCAAUUAGGGCUGCCGAUGGCUUUAACCUACAGGACACCAUUUGAGCUGCAGAACUGGCCCGGGAUGUCCUUUGUCCACCCCGUCAGGCCUCCCCAUGCCCGCCCUAGCCGAAGCCCCUAUUCUGGCUCCCAGCAUGCUCCGCUGGAUCCUACCCCCUCCCGCCCAGGCUCGUCGAGGUCGUCAGGCAAGCGAAAGGCGUCCUUCGUAGAUGUCCCUAGCGCUAGGGCUCGAAAGCGUCCACGGGCCCCUCAACCGCCGCCUGCUUCGCCAGUUCGAUGGCUAAGCCUCCUUCAAAUCAAUCUUGACAGCAUGCAAAGCGGAGGGCUAGAAGGCAGCGAGCCAAGGGCGGAGCCUUCGGGUACCAGCCGAAGUUCAGCCAUGCCCAGAAUGCCAGCUCAAUCUACGCCGGCCUUCACCUCAGCGAUAUGCUUGGCAGCACCUCCGGGUACCUCGGUAAAGAGCGGGUUGAUCCCGACCGUCGCGACAGCAUUUGGUCACUGGAUCAGAUGCUGCCCAAUGCCCCUUGUUAACAACGACCUUGUGUACGGGGUUGUCGUUCCUCCUCCGAAGGGCGCUGAUGGAAAGGUGGACCCCUCCUUCAUGGAGGCUGCAGGGUUGGCUGCAAAGAAGCUUGAUGAGGUUAGGCCAGAGCUCUUUAAAUCAAGUAGGAAAAACUUCACGGAUGAGGAUCAUCGCCGUGGUCAAUUUCCUGUGAAGGCUCAGGCAUCUCUUUUGGAGGCGGUCAAAAGAUCCAGUCAGACUCGACAGAAUUUCCACUAUUACACCAGUGAUGAUCUCACCUUACAGGCUCUACAACCCCUAAACUGGGCAUCGCGAUCUUUUACCGGUACCCCCGAAGUACAGUUCAAUUGUUUCACAGUGGCGCCGUUGCUCUAUAUCUCUCCGGUUCGGCAUAAACGUUUCCCUGAGGAUUCCGCGAUAAAGAAUCCAGUGAGCACGACGCUACCCUAUAGCCGGGCGAUAUUCACUUCAAGUCCUGGAUCCAUUAUCUCUAUCUCCCGCGAGGCUUUCACUAUUCCUCAAUCCGAAUUCUCCGUCAAACUCCAUGCAAAGAAUAGCGUCGUCUCUCCUUAUCCUGGUAAACUCAUGCCUGCCCCGGCGCACCGGGGUGAAUUUAACAAUGGUGUUGCUGCAGCGCCCAGAAUAUCCUCUUCGGCGAAGAGCGUGGACAGUUCAUGGAUGGUAUUCAACAAGCCCUCUGAAGUGACCGCAGAGUACAUGACUCUAUAUCGAUUGGUGUUUUGCUCGGGUCAACAGCGGCGAAUGUGGGUAAUGGGAAUCAUCCGCAUGCCUGACGGUAUCUUCUACUUCCCGCGUUGUAUACAUUCGCUCACGAACAAACGCUUAGAGCUUUCUGGCAUUCAGACUCCAUCCUCUGCGAAUAACGUUCUGCCCCGGGAGGAACUCAAUGAUUUGGCUUAUGCAAACAGCUGCAAGAGCCUUUUCUCAAAAAGUCACUACGCUUCACGAACUCAGGCAGAAUCAGAUAACUUUGCUCGCAGUCGGACGGUGAUGACGAUGCUCUCUGGCUUUGCCAACGAAUGUAUGACUGAAUGGGGCUUUUAUUUUGGAAUGUCACAGGAAUUGGUAACUCUCAAAAUCGAGAACGUGGCCCUUAGAAAUGAGAAUACAACCCUUAGAGCGGGAAAUGCAGCAUUGAGGAAUACCAAGUCUUCUAUGGAAACCAGCAUGAAGGAACUUUGGCAAGAUAACGAGAUCCUUGACCGUACAUUGAAGAGUAUUGGCCCGGAGCGAGACUUCUAUAAGGACAGAGCAGAUCGCUAUCAUGCAUUAUUCGCUGCAUCCCCUGAAGCACUUCCUGCUGUCUGUCAUGAUCUUCAGCAGGAGGUCGAACGAUUACGAAGACAGUAUGCAGCUCUCACAUCGACUAUCGAAAGAUUUGUCAACGACGGGUUAGCUCUCGGAGUACUUUUGAAAAGCGAUAACAGUCCCGACGACAUGUCGCUCAAUGUCGACUACCAACGACCUCCGCAAGCCCGAGCGGCGGCUCCCUCAAAUGUUGAUCAGAACAUGUACCAACAGCAACCUUAUAUGAACAACCGUUCUCUAAUAAUAUCUGAUACCAGUCAUCAAUCAACCGGAUCAGUUCAUCUAACUUCCCAAACAGCAUCACGGCCACAGACCUUUGCGCAUAGAACCUCGAAUAAUGCUUCUGAAGUUAUGUCUCUUGCCAACCAACGCCGACAUUCUGUUCCGUCUAUCUCGCCAUUCGCUCAUGAGCGUCCUGUCAUCGGUAUCUCGAUGCCAGGCCAAGUGUUACAGGCCCAGUAUAACGCGAACGCUCCGCAAUCGAACCGUGUUCCUGCCCAGGUUGGCAUUCACUCUCAUUCUCAGCCUCAGCCUCGUUCCCAGCCUUCCACAACCUGCCCGUACCCUUCUCCCACGAUCACUCAUCCACAACGUUCCGCAUCCUCGCCUCACCCUUCGUCUCAAGUACAAAUUAUCUCGCAGGGCCAUCCUACACCUUUUGAAAACUGUUCGUCUCGUUCGAAAAUCCCUCUUAGCCAUUCUGUUCCUUCGAACAUCCAAUCUACCCAAUUACGAAUGAACCGGCAGAGCCAUUCUGCACCUCUCAAAACCCAAUCUUCUCGUUCAUCUGUUCCUCCACAUAAUCGACUAUCACCAAUGAUUCCGCUGGAACAUACUGCAUCUCUCGAGACUCAAUUAUCUCGUCCAUCGACUCCUCAUUCUUAUCCGGUUCCUGCAAAUAAUCAAUCCAUACGCUCGUAUGCUUCUUCGAACAGAGUAUCGCCUUCGCAAAGCGCACAAAAUCCUCGCAUCUUCAGUAACGUCCAUCAGUCCAAUCCCUCUACGGUGCUGCAGUCUGUAUCUCGCAUGGGCCCGCCUAGCACCGUUGUAUAUCACACGCCUGUUCCAGUGUCCUCUUCCAGCGAUGUACAUAUAGCGGCGCAAGUCCACGACGUACAGAUUGAUGACAAGAAGCCUAUCCAAGGACCAGCUCCACCAACUCCUCCUCAGUUGGAUAUAUCGCUUAGUUCCGAUCAGGAACAGUAUCCGACGUUACCAUCCCCCCCUCUUAUUCGAACACUACUAAAACGCGCGCCGAGUAUCAAUGAGGGUGUCUCUUUAAGUCCUUCCAAGCGUAUGCGUCUAGAUAGAAAAGAACCGACGGCUCUCGUUCACUCCGCUAAGGCCCCUACCGUGCCACGGGGUGUUGAACCCAUGGUCCAGGAUGUUGUACCUUCGCCUCAUUUGAAUCAACUGGUAGCUGGGAACAUAAUUUUCCAAUCCCCAAAUUUGGGGUUUGCUGGAAUCACAGAGAAGGAUCAGCUGGUCUCUCCUUUGAAUGCCCUUGCAUUGGUUGAGCCUCACCUAGAAAACGUGGAGGACCCACAAAGCAACUUGAUGUCGGAUAAUCCUUCUGGCACAAUGAUUUCAAACGUAGGAAGUUGUCAAACGGUCAACAAUGGGGAAGCAGAGGGGUCAGAAGUCAAUGAAGCGGGAAGGGAUAAAGAGGGUAAAGAGGAUGGGGACGAAGAUGAGGAUGAGACGAGUUGUGCAGAGAAGGAAGCACUGGGAGAGGUUUUAAAAUUAGAACAUUCAGGCAACAUAUGCAAGUUGUGUCGGUACCCAGACAAGUAUACUGACGCUGCAUUUGAUCGCGAUACUCCCACCUCGGUACUUGUCAGCCACUUUACCACUGUGCAUCCAGCAGCAUGGAGUCGACUUCGCGGCUCUUCAGUCCCAACGUUGACUCCGACCGCCGCCUGA